GGGCUAUGAUUAGUUUUUAAGGAAACUCCCAAGCUCUUUUCCAGAGUGGCUGGCUGUACCAUUUCACAACUUUCCCAGCAGCAACGUAUCAGUAAUCCAGUUUCUCGAAAUCACUUGACCUUGGCCAUGAUCACUUCCUCUUUUCAAGUCUCCAUGGCAGUUUUUGCCCAAAUUAUUCUGCAUGUCAGUGCUCUGGAUACUUUUAGAGCUGCAGUAUAUGAACAUGCUGUCAUUUUGCCAAAUAACACAGAAACACCUGUUUCUCAGGAUGAUGCCUUGCUCCUCAUGAACAAAAAUAUAGAUAUUCUGGAGAAAGCAGUUAAGCAGGCAGCUGAACAGGGAGCUCAAAUUAUUGUGACUCCUGAAGAUGCCAUUUAUGGCUGGAAAUUUACCAGGGAAACCAUUUUCCCUUAUCUUGAGUAUAUCCCAGACCCUCAGGUGAACUGGAUUCCAUGUCAACAACCCAACAGAUUUGGUCACACACCAGUACAAGUAAGACUCAGCUGCCUGGCCAAGAACAACUCUAUCUAUGUCUUGGCGAAUAUUGGGGACAAAAAGCCAUGUAAUUCCAGGGACUCCACGUGCCCUCCUAGUGGCUAUUACCAAUACAACACCAACGUAGUGUAUGAUACACAGGGAAAGCUGGUGGCACGUUACCAUAAGUACCACCUCUACUCUGAGCCUCAGUUUGAUGUCCCUGAAAAGCCAGAGGUGGUGACUUUCAACACCACCUUCGGAAGGUUUGGCAUUUUCACUUGCUUCGAUAUACUCUUCCAUGAUCCUGCUGUGACCCUGGUGAAAGAUUUCCAGGUGGACACCGUAUUGUUUCCCACAGCGUGGAUGAAUGUUUUGCCCCUUUUGACAGCUAUUGAAUUCCAUUCAGCCUGGGCUAUGGGCAUGGGAGUUAAUCUUUUGGUGGCCAACACACAUCACGUCAGCCUAAGAAUGACAGGCAGCGGUAUCUAUGCACCACACUCUCCCAAGGUAUAUUAUUAUGAUAAGGAAACAGAGUUGGGAAAGCUUCUCCUUGCGGAGGUGGACUCGCAUCCCCGAGUCUCGCCGACUUACCCAACAGCCGUGAAUUGGAGCGCCUACGCCACAACCAUCAAACCAUUCCCAGUACAGAAGCACACUUUCGGGGGACUUAUUUCCCGGGAUGAGUUCAACUUCACAGAGCUCUUUGAAAAUGCAGGAAACCUGACAGUCUGUCAAAAAGAGCUCUGCUGUCAUUUGAGCUACAGAAUGCUGGGAAAAGAGGAGAAUGAAGUGUAUGUGCUAGGAGCUUUUACAGGACUUCAUGGCCGAAGGAGAAGAGAAUAUUGGCAGGUAUGCACCCUGGUGAAAUGCAAAUCUACUAACUUGACGACAUGUGGACAGCCGGUAGAAACUGCUCUGACAAGAUUUGAAAUGUUCUCCCUAAGUGGCACAUUUGGAACAGAGUAUGUUUUUCCUGAAGUGCUACUUACUAAUAUCCAUCUGGCACCUGGAAAAUUUGAGGUUCUAAAUGAUGGACGUUUGGUAAACAAGAAUGGAUCAUCUGAGCCUAUCCUAACAGUGUCACUGUUUGGGAGGUGGUACACUAAAGAUGCACUCUCCAUCUCAGGUGGGACCAGCAACGCAGCAACAACUUACCUGUUAAUAUUCACAUCAUUAAUGAUCAUAGCUUUACAAAAUACUGUGAUGGUAUAAGACAUUGCUUUACCACAUUCACCACUGCAUCGUACCAAUAUAUGAUUGUGAAAUGUGUUUAACAGGUUCCCAAGUUUACCAAGAAACUUUGAAUGGCCAGCUCAAUAGUAUAGACCAAUGAUUUCCCAAUAUGUGUAUUUUUUCUCAUCAAGGAUUAUUUUUAAGUGUUAUGGUAAUUUUGCCUCUUUUGUGGCAAUGCUGAAAUAUUGCAGUAUGGUAUAAUGGCGUAAUUGAUGAUGAUUGGGUCAGGUAGAUGAGGAUUAAAUCCUAGGUCCAACCUUAUUUGCUGUGUAACUUUGUAUGUACCUGUUUGUGUGAGUGAGAGCAGAGUGAAAAGCUUCACUGACGUUGUAAAUAUAGCAGUGGCCUUUGAAGAGAACAGUAAUAACGGGAACUGAGAGUGAAUUGUGAAUUCCAUUUGACAUUAAAGACGAUUUGAACUCA
Molecule: messenger RNA, 2133 nt
Organism: Vicugna pacos (alpaca)
Lineage: Eukaryota; Metazoa; Chordata; Mammalia; Artiodactyla; Camelidae
Product: pantetheine hydrolase VNN2
Biological process (GO): pantothenate metabolic process
Molecular function (GO): pantetheine hydrolase activity
Source: RefSeq, a predicted model, not a curated record